Messenger RNA from Colletotrichum paranaense, 2631 nucleotides. RefSeq lists its product as uncharacterized. The record is from RefSeq and is a predicted model, not a curated record. The transcript has 7 exons. Bases 1 to 2631 code for a protein of 876 amino acids. NCBI's taxonomy places the organism in Eukaryota, Fungi, Ascomycota, Sordariomycetes, Glomerellales, Glomerellaceae.
AUGAUACUCGAACCGAAGGACUUCCCGCAGAUGUGGCAAAAGCCGUCAAGUGAUGACUUACUCAGCACACUGAAGCAACUGGAACUUAGCCCUCCGGUAUGGAGUCACAAGCGCAGGCGAUCUGAUAUCAUUCAUGAACAAGAGGCCACGGCGUAUUUCCGGCGCGAAGUAACGAUGUACCUAUCGUCCAUCAUCAAGAGCGGCCUCUCCUGGAUUGAGGACGAUGACAAGAAGGAGGAAGUCUGGUCAGAGGCUAGCCGCAGGAUGACGGAACGAUGUGGAAGAACCGCCAUGGGCGAGAUUACUCGGCGAUGGCCCUUUAGAGAAGAGGACCUCACGCCGACCUUUGAGCUCAUCAUCCGGGAGCCGCCCCUGACCGGCGACUCACUUGGUCUCAAGACCUGGGGGUCUUCUUACGUUCUCGCCAAGCACUUGCCAUCUAUUGGUUCGACAGCUCUCUUCCGGCUCUUUGACGAAUCUCUGGGCGAGCCGCGGCCAUCUAUCUUGGAAUUAGGUUCUGGCACAGGCCUACUUGGACUUGCGGCGGCAGCUCUGUGGAAGGCUCAUGUAAUUCUCAGCGACUUGCCAGACAUCAUGUCGAAUCUUUGCCAUAACGUCGAGGCCAACCGUGCCACGGUGGAGAAGCUGGGAGGUUCAUUGAACGCUGGUGCACUUACUUGGGGUGGCUCAGGGGAUGAGGAAGUUGAUCAAGAUCUCUUUGGCAAACGAAACCAGUUCAAGGUUGUCCUCGCUGCUGACCCCCUUUACGACGACUGUCAUCCAGGGCUUCUGGCAGGUGCUUUUUCUGAGCAGUUAUCAAUUGCAGACGAUGCUCGCGCAGUUGUAAUGGUCCCGCUACGAGACGAAACCACCAAAAAGCUUCUCAAGGCUUUCCGAGAUGCUAUGGGAAGCCAGGAAAACCCUCUACUAUGCAUUGAGGAAGGAACACUCGAUGGCCAGGAUGACUGGGGUGAAGACAAGGAGGGCACCGACGUGACUUGUUGGUGCAACCAACUUCACCGUCCGUCCCAACCCGUUGCCGUGCCGCGUGUCCAGCUCACGGGAGGCUCCUUCCCCCAGGAGAACCUCCUUCCAUCUUCUAUGAUGGUUGGUCAAAUCACCUAUACUGAGGAAGAAAUUAUCUUCAUUCUCCAUCACAGCCUCGUCAAGGACAAGGAUCAUAAGGACACCUUGCGCGAGUACGAACAGCGAUUCAGCAAGACUCUCACCAUGGCUCAAUUGAAAUACGUCAGAGCCAAAUAUGGCCAUGAUCCUGAAUUCGGCACGGCAAUGAUCAAUGGACAGGUCCCGGACAAUGGCGGUAAUAGAAAGACUGCUGUUCCAUCCCCAUGGCAGGAAGCAAUGGUUGCACCCAUCCAGUGCGAAAACGAUCAAAACAAUCAAAACGAUCAAUCCUUCACAUCUUCUACGAAUGAGGAUGAUUCAGUCUCUGAGGAUCACAUGCUGCAGGUCCUGGCAAGCUAUGUAUACAAUUCUCCCUCAGAGGCUCCCGGGAAGCUGGCUUUGUCCUCCGACGAGGUACAGCAGGAUGAGCAGGCGCGCAUCGACGCAGAGGAGUAUGCUGCUGCACACGAAAAGAUUCUGCAGGUGUUCGAGGAGAAUCCCGACCGCCCGUAUGGUGUACAGCCUGUUCAGCAGCACUACGAGCAAAUGCUCUUCCCUUCUACAGUGCAGAAGCGAAAGCGGGAUGAGCUUGAGGAAGCGGGUGAUGGAUCGAUCACAGCCCCGGAUUCAGGCUUAUCUCCUCCAGUGCUUGAAGGACCUCAAGAGAGCUUUCCGAAGCGUUUGAAGACCCAGCCGCAGGAGACAUACUCCCAGGAGCUCCCUGCUCAGUAUAUAUCCCCGAUGCCAAACAACAACGCACCCCAGACGACCGGACAUGAUGAUGAAGCGUUGAACCUACUCAAUGUCAAUCUUUCCGAAGUCCCUGUAACCCCCGAGAAUCUGAGAAUGGGCACAGAUCAUGUGCAUGCGGAGAGAGACCCCAGUUUGUCACCCCUGACAAAGCUUCUCAAUAGCAUCGACAAUGAAUAUCCUCAAGGACCAACAACUGACAGCUCGUUUUCCGCACAGCUCGAUCGCCCGAUGGACCCAUCUGGCUAUAGCACCGUCAACUUCGAGAAUGCUAUGUUCCAAGAACCAGAUCCAUCAGCUGCUCCCACGUGGACAGGGGCAGACCCAACGAUGUUAUCUGCGAGCCCCAGCCUCAACUUCUUCCAGUCCACGCAAUUUGCGCCAUGGGAAGCACCCUACAACGAGGAAGAGAGCAACUUCUGGGGUAACCAAUCAGGCACCUGGCAGGGUGUGACUGGUUAUAAUACCGCACUGGGAUUCAACUUAGAUCUGCUCGUUCCACAGUAUACCCAAACUUCUGCACCUUAUGCAUAUGUUGAGUUGAUGGCCAGUGGCAGCGGAACAUACCAAGAUUCCGGAGCCUUAAUUUCUGCGCAGCAACAAAUCGAAGGCCAGAACGUCGCUAGCUUCUCUGGCGGCAUCAGCGUCGACUGGAACAACGUGAGCAAUGCCGAGUGGGAAGAACUGUUCAUGUACAGUGCAGAGCCACAGGGCCAUGCCGACUAUUCUCAGCAGUUCUUUGGUCCUCUCGAGUAG